Penicillium antarcticum is the source of this 453-nucleotide messenger RNA. RefSeq lists its product as uncharacterized. The coding region runs from base 1 to 453 and encodes 150 amino acids. NCBI's taxonomy places the organism in Eukaryota, Fungi, Ascomycota, Eurotiomycetes, Eurotiales, Aspergillaceae. The transcript has a single exon. The record is from RefSeq and is a predicted model, not a curated record.
AUGGGCGCAGCAUGCGACAGCAAACCCAAUGCGACAAAGGACGAGACAGUGUCCCUGUCGCAAUCAUUAUUCACAUUGACAUCGACUUCCCCUUCCUCCUUUCCGUCCUCAUCCCCCUCCGCAACUUCAAGCUCAAAACUCAGCUCGGGGGCCAAGAUUGGAAUUGGAGUCGGCGUCGGCGUCGGAGUCGCAGCAUUGGGUGUGAUGGCUGGUAUCGUGUGGUUCUGCAUGAGACGUCGCCGUGCUCAAACGCAAUCUGAGUCAUAUAUGGAUUCACCGGAUACGCAGUCUUAUGGUGGACUCGGUACGCAACAGAGCUAUGCUGAGGGACCCAAGUCGUCGGCCGUGGACUCUGAACAGACUUACGUGCCGGAGCUUUCGACUACUGAACACAAGGAGCAACCGCCUGCUGAAUUGAGCGGAAAGCAAGUUGUGGCAGAGUUGCCCAUAUGA